UGCUCCAGCUAUGUCUCAAGAUACUUCGAGGUCACUAAGGUCUCAUGACCUUCUUAGCUCGUCCUCUCUCUUAGGUCGCCUUAAAUUUCGUUCUUCUCCUCAAACUUCAGAGAGUGAUCCCAUCAAGAUUGUUAUUCUUAAGAACGGUCCUCCUCCACCUCCACCUUAUACUAACCUCAAGAGGAAGCUGGAGAUGCCUAUUGAUGUUGAUGCUGCUGAUUUCUCCUUUGAUUCUCUGGCUCCACAUGUGGAUACCUUGCUUUUUCCAUCUUUCAAGGAUCGUCAGUCUUCGCAGACUUUUGCUGACCUUUCUCAAGAGGCUGCUGUGCAGUCUUUCCAGGUAUGGUAUACUCCAAAAAAAAAAUUAAUAACAAUGAUAUUACUGGAUUACACUUUUCUUACCUAA
Messenger RNA from Chenopodium quinoa (quinoa), 406 nucleotides. RefSeq lists its product as uncharacterized. NCBI's taxonomy places the organism in Eukaryota, Viridiplantae, Streptophyta, Magnoliopsida, Caryophyllales, Amaranthaceae. Bases 11 to 406 code for a protein of 131 amino acids. The transcript has 2 exons. The record is from RefSeq and is a predicted model, not a curated record.